Messenger RNA from Ceratotherium simum simum (southern white rhinoceros), 1488 nucleotides. It is a transcript of the gene SACK1E, whose product is annotated as scaffolding CK1 anchoring protein E. The record is from RefSeq and is a predicted model, not a curated record. NCBI's taxonomy places the organism in Eukaryota, Metazoa, Chordata, Mammalia, Perissodactyla, Rhinocerotidae. Gene Ontology annotation, biological process: signal transduction. Gene Ontology annotation, molecular function: protein kinase binding.
AUGGCGGCCUCCCAGUUGGCAGCUCUGGAGGAAGUGGACUCGGGGGCCGGGGGGCUGACCCUGACCGAGGCCAGCCCUGGCUUCCCGUAUUCUGAGGGCCAGCGGCUGGCGCUUGAGGCUCUGCUGAGCCAGGGUGCAGAGGCCUUCGAGGCCUGUGUGCAGCGCGAGGGGCUGCGGCCCUUCCUGAGUGGGGAUGAGCUCCGGGGCCUGGCCGCAGCAGCUGAGGACUGGACAGCAGCCAAGCAGGAGCCCGGCAGGACAGCAGAGGGAGCCACCGCCGCUGAUGGGGACUCAGGCAGCCUGACCUACUGGCCCGGACAGUCAGAGGAGCCGGUGCCCACGCUGCGGCUGGGCUGGCCGGAGGACCUGACCUGGAAGGGUAUCACCCGGGCACAGCUGUACACCCAGCCUCCUGGCGAGGGCCACCCGCCCCUCAAGCAGCUGGUGCGCCAGGAAAUCCAGGCUGCCCGCAAGCUGGUGGCCGUGGUCAUGGACGUCUUCACUGACCCAGACCUGCUUUCGGACCUGGUGGACGCCGCCACACGCCGCUGGGUGCCCGUCUACCUGCUCCUGGACCGCCAGCAGCUGCCUGCCUUCUUGACCCUGGCUCAGCAGCUGGGGGUGAACCCCUGGGCCACUGAGAACCUGGACAUCCGCGUCGUGUGGGGCUGCAGUUUCCAGAGCCGCUGGCGUCGGCACGUGAGCGGCCACGUGCGGGAGAAGUUUGUGCUACUGGACGGCGACAAGGUCAUCUCAGGAUCCUACAGCUUCACGUGGAGCGACUCACGCCUGCACCGUGGUCUGGUGACCCUGCUCACCGGCGAGAUCGCCGACGCCUUCAGCCGCGAGUUCCGGACACUGUACGCGGCCUCCUGGCCGCUCCCGCCUGCGCCCACCCCGAGCCCCUGUGUCGGCGCCCUGGGGAAGCUGCCACUGGUCCACAGCUCACACCACGUGGCCCGCCGCCGCUCCGUGGCCCCCGUGUUGGCCCCGCUGCCUGCUGGCCCGCUGGCCCAACGUCUGGCUGCCUGCCGCGUCUCGGAGGGGGACAGGCAGGAGGCCCCGGCCGUCGUGGGGCCGGCGCUUAGCGACAUCCUGAGGAGCGUACAGCGUGCCCGGACCCCCAGCGGCCCCCCGGCCCGGCCCAGCCGCUCCCUGUGGGACCUGAGUCGCCUGUCCCAGCUGUCGGGCUCCAGUGACGGCGAUAAUGAGAUCAAGAAGUCCUGGGGCCCCAAGGACACCCCAGCCAAGGCCCUGAUGAGGCAGCGGGGUGCUGCAGGGAGCCCCUGGGGUGAAACAGACUCCCGUCCGCUGGCCUGGUCCCAGCCCUGGGGCGGCCCCCUGCCCCUCAUCUCCGCCCGCCGCCUCCGCUAUCUGUCCCCGACCCGCAGGAGGUUUGGAGAGGAUGCUGCAUCCAAAUUCCCAGAACCCAGAGGCGUCCAGCAGCCAGACUGGGCCACCCGGGUGGGGGCCAGGGGGCGACCCUGA